Adineta steineri is the source of this 2262-nucleotide messenger RNA. Lineage: Eukaryota; Metazoa; Rotifera; Eurotatoria; Adinetida; Adinetidae. The record is from the annotation of a GenBank genome assembly.
AUGUACCAUCGAAUGUAUCUUCGUCGCUGUUCUAUGUCAAGUAUAAGUGAAGAAUCUGAAACAGGUGAUGAUGAUCUUCUUGAUGAAGAAUUUGUUAUAUGUAAUGAUGACAAUAAUGAAGAAAAAAGUCAGUCACCAACAAAUAUAUCUGUUGAAAAUUGUCUUGGUGAUUUAAAUAGUUUCAAAAAAGAAAUCCGAGAAGCUUACGAAGAAUUGUCUACAUUAGAACGACAAGCUCAAAAUACAACAUCAACAUCACCAACGAUUUUGACUAUGGAAAAAGGAGAUGAUCUUGACAUAUUACUUGAACAACUUCACACACUUGAACAACGAUUAGAUCAACCACAAAUGUUUCACAAUGAAUCUAAUCAUCGUAAUAAAAAGACAAUUUCACCAAAUAUAGUCGCACAAUUUGAUGAACUUGAUCAAGCACUGGCUACAUUAACAAGUACAUUAAAUAAUGUAGAAAUUGAAUUAGGAGAUUCAGGAAAUAGCUCAUCAUCAUCAGCAGCUAGUGAUUCAACAACGAUUCUUCAUCGUCAACAACAAGAUGUAAAUGAUGAUAAAAAUCGUGAUAUUGAAGGUGAUGAACAUUUUUCUGAUAGUGGUUUAUCACAAUCUACUGAUUCUAUAAGUUUACCAUAUAAACAACGAUCACAAUUGAGAACACAUAGUCAAAUAUCUAAUAUUUCUAGUGCUUUUUCAUGUGAUGCAUUGAAGAAUCCUAUUGGAGAUAGUAAAAUUCGUUUAGCAUUAGAAAAAAUGCAUGAAGCAAAUAUUAAAAAAAUGUUUGUUAAAAUACAUAAUGAAGAUAAAUCAACGAAAAAUAUUCUCAUCGAUGAAACAAUGUCAAUUUAUGAUAUAAUUGUUUUACUUCUACAUAAAUAUCGUUUAAAUCCAACAUAUAAUUAUACACUUGUUGAAGAUUUACCUGAUUUACAUAUCUAUCGUAUAUUUGAAGAUCAUCAAAAUUUAAUAAAUGAUGCUAUUGUUUAUUGGUCACGUGAUACUAAUAAUCGUAUAUGUUUUCAACAACAUGAAAGUAAAUAUGCUAUGUUUAAUGAACCAAAGAAAUUUUUUUCUCUCAAAGAAAAUAAUUCCAAUAAUAUCCUAGUUGAUUAUAUAUCAUCAAAUACAAUUGUUUUACCUGAUGAUAUAACAAGUAUUUUAUAUAUGAAAGAUAAAAAUCGAAAACUUUGGAAAAAAUAUACAUGUGUUUUACGUCAAUCAGGUAUAUAUCAAAUGCCAAAAUCUUCAUCUUCAAAACGUGAUCUUAUUUGUUUAUUAAAAUUUGAAUCAAAUAUGCAACUAUAUUAUGCAAAUAAUUGGUUUGAAUCAUUACGUUCUCCAACUCAAUAUGGUUUUGCACUUAAAUAUGCACAUAUACAAAAAAAAUCAAAUAAAUAUAUCCAUUACUUAUGUACAAAUACAUAUAAUGAAUGUCAACGAUGGAUAGAUGGUAUUCGAAUUAUACAACAUGGUAUUCAGUUAUAUAAAAAUUAUCAACGAAUGAAAAAAGUUAUUGAUGAUGGACCUGAUCAACUUGCAAAAAAUUUACCUAAUCAACAUUAUUUUAAUUUUAUACAAUCAAAUACAUCAUCAUUUAUGUCUGAAUCAUUUCCAGCUAUUUCAUUACCCAUUAAUCAUAUUAUUUCGGAUGUAUCGAAAUCAUUUAGUGAAUUUGGAAAUAUUUCAUCGAUACAUAAUUUUAAAUCAUUGGAUCGUCUUAAAACAACGAAAACAAAUUUUAUUCGUUCAUCAUCAUUUCAUGAUAGUUUACGUCGUGCAAAUAGAACUGAUCAAAAAAUUUUACGUACAUAUUCAAUAUCACCCCCAAAUAGUUCACCAACAAAACCUACUGAUGUAGGUCUUAAACGAUCGAAAUCAUCGAAAGAAAUUACAUUAAAAUCAACUCCAUCACAACGUUCAAAAACAUCAAAUAAAAAAGAACAUAAUGAUACAACGAAAAGUUCAUCAACAGCAUCUAUUAUUCCUUUUAUCAAUCAAUGUAUACAUACAGAAAGAACACCACGUCGUUCAAAAUCACCUUUACCUUUACCUAAAAGACCUCCGCCACCUCUUCCAAAAAAAUUAUCAUCACCUCGAACAACUGUUGAUAAUCAUAUAUAUGAUUCAUUUCAAGAUAGUCCAUCAUUAACAACUAAUUAUCGACAAACAUUUACAUCGAGAAAAACUCCUAUUGAUGAUAAACGAACAGUAUGUCAACCACGUUUACCACCUAUGAAAGUAACAGAACUGUAA